Molecule: messenger RNA, 535 nt
Organism: Closterium sp. Naga37s-1
Lineage: Eukaryota; Viridiplantae; Streptophyta; Zygnematophyceae; Desmidiales; Closteriaceae
Source: the annotation of a GenBank genome assembly
CGCGGGAGUCACCAUCCGCGCAGCAGCGGCAGCGCGCUCCCUCGCCGUCGCCUGUCCGCCCAACCUCGCCGCCAUCAGCGCCGUCAGCAGCGCGCGCUCCCUCGCCCUGCGCUGCUCCCUGCGGCUCCGCGCAUUCGUCUCCCCAUCGCCGCUCGCCACUCCAUUUCCGCCUCGCUUUUUCCCUGUACGCUCCACUCGCCCGCGCUCCUCUCGCCCGCGCUCCUCUCGCCCGCGAUCCCCCCGUCCGUGCUCCCCCACCUUGCGCUGCUCCUCCCUCCGGCACUCAUCUCUCGGAUGCUCCACGACUCCGCUCUCCUCUCUUGCGCGCGCAUUGCGCGUGGACGUUCUGGCGGGCAGCUUCAGCGGGGCAGCGGUGCAGAGGCCACUAGGAGCGGCGCAAGACUGGGAGAGCGUGGCACGGGGAGCGUGCGGCGGGUGGUGGUCGGACUUCGUGGAGAAGGGCGACGGCGUGACGGGUGGAGCCCAGAAGGACGCCGCGAUCAUGGGCGCCGCGAUCAUGGGCGCGGGUCGGUGA